AGUAUAUUUUCUGGUUGACUGUACCCAACAAGGUUGAACGCAUGCAGACGAUCUGAGAGUUAAUUGACACAAAGAUCACGACAGAGCAGGUUGUGUGUUGCUGAUAACAUGGAACUGACUUGUGCCAAUCACAACAACCACACACAAACAGAGGUGGAUCCAAAGAUCAAACCGCCUCCACAACCGCCGCCAGCUGAUGAGCCGGUUCAGAAAUUUGUGAGGCACUACGAUAAGGAACCCUUUGACUUUGUCUCAGAACGGAACCUGUCCAAGUCUACCAACGUCGUUGAAUCGACUGGUCAUCUAAUAAAAGGAUGCCUUGGAGGUGGCAUAUUAGGUAUACAUGAAGCGUAUAUGAAAGCAGGGCUAUGGACUUCGCUUGUGCUGACGGUAGUCUACGGGUUCUAUAUCACGUACUGCGUACAUUUAUUAGUAAAAUCAGCGCAAGUGCUGUACCAAAGACUACAUGUGACUACAUUGUCGUACCCUGACGUGGCCGAGGCUGCCAUGGAGAUCGGCCCAUUCCCCACACUGAGGAAAUACAGUAAGUGGUUCAGGUACGCAGUAGACACAGUCAUCUGCAUAGACCUGUUCGGUGCCUGCUGCGUGUACCAGAUCAUCAUAGCGAAGACGAUCCUCCAAGUCGCCGAGGGUGUCGACGAUGAUAUUAACAGGCUCCGGCUGUAUGUGCUCAUGCUGCUGGUUCCUAUACUACUGAUGUGCAUGAUAACCACGUUGAAGUACUUGGCGCCUUUUACGUUGCUUGCCGAUGCGUUUAUCGUGAUAUGUGUAGUAGCGACAUUAUACUACAGCAUGCUCGACCCCCCACCAAUCAGCACCAUCCCUGCUUGGAAGGAUGGCUUGGGCCUGUUCGAGUUCAGUGGCAUUGCCAUCUUCAGCAUGGAAGGCAUCGGGGUCUCGCUGCCUAUUGAGAACAAUAUGAAAGAUCCCCUCAAGUUCACCACGGUGCUUUGCGCUAGUAUGUGCGUAGUGGUUUCAUUUUUGAUCUUAGUCGGUUUUUUUGGCUACUGGGGAUUUGGAGAACUUUCGAUAUCACCAGUGACUCUGAACUUCCCUAUCAAUAGCGCGAUUCCAGUAGUCCUAAAGUGCCUAAUGGGCAUAAUGAUAUUCAUAACGUUCGCGCUAAAUUUCUGGGCGCCUUUCAACCUGGUAUGGCACUACAUGUCAAAGAAACACGACCCUAAGAAGCACUGGCUAUGGGAAAGAGUAUACAGAGCAGUAUUCAUCGUUAUUAUUAGCGCUAUCGCUAUUGGCUUCCCUAAUAUUGGAAAUUUGAUGGGUUUGCUCGGAGCUUUUUGCCUGUCAAAUAUGGGGUUCAUCUUCCCCGCCAUCAUUGAACUACUUGUCAUUUGGGAGGACCCAGGGCUAGGCAAAUACAAAUGGCGGCUAUGGAAAAAUGUCUUAGUGCUACUAGUAGGCGUACUGUUCUUUUUUGCCGGGACUUAUUCAAAUUUAAAAGGACUAAUAUCUAACUUAUAACGACCCGUGAUGUACACACAGCUGCAAAAGUGCACGGACAAAAAAAAUUGUCUGUGUCCAUACAAUUUUUCAGCUCGUUGUUAGUACAGUCACCUGCAAUAUGAUGUUACUCUUCGAAGACCGCCGCAAAAAAAUGUGACACUCUCUUAUGGUUCUACAGAAAGUAGCUCAAUUUGAGCAGCAGCGUCUGGAAGACCUGGAUGCUAAGCGUCAUAUCCGCAAGACGCGACCUAAGCCCUCCUACACAUACACCCGCAACUCGACUGGACAACUCCAUUGCGCAUCGUGUGACCGCAUCUUCAAGACAAAGUUUGGUUUUGCGAGCCACAUAAGGGCAUUUCAUAAUCCGGAUAAGAAUUGUUGAUGGAGUCGCCAUUGCCGGAUACGGCAAGGAAGAGGUUCUACAAAUAAGAUCGUGUCUGGGGGCCGAUUUUUGAAUUUCGAGCGCUCGAUUUCGUCACUCGAAAAUCGGCGGAAAACAGCGAAAUGCUAAUUUUUGAAAUACGAGCAAUAGAAAUUGGGAAUCGAGUGGUAUUGACCACUCGUUUUCAAUUCUAUUAGUAGAAUUUAAAUGCCGGGUACUGGAGAUAUUAUUGAACUAAAUACACGAAACCGAGCGGUCGAAAUUCAAAAAUCGAUCCCCAGAUAUUUUUACGAUCUUCGUUGUGUAGCAAAUUAUUGCAGGACGACGUCAAAAAUAGGUUUAAAUUUUUCGGUUAUUACCUACAAAGUAUUCUUACCAUAGUAAGAUGCAAAACUGUAAACAUAUCUUUGACGUCAACUGUAAAAGCUAAAUACAGAUGUAGGGCAUAAUUAUUUCCAUUGUAUUUUCACGGAAAAGUACGAACGUGUCUUGCUUUUUCUGUUGGUCUCGUACAAAAAUUACUGAGGUUGACUAAAGUAGCAUGACCAAUACGAAUGUUUCCGAGAAAAUACGAGAAAAUACGAUGGAAAACAAUUAUGCACUACAUCUGUAAUAUAAAUAUGUAGUAUAACAAGUACUUACGUAACAUCCUUUCUUAACGCUUUAAAUGGAAUAGCCAGAAACCUAGAAAAUAUUAUAACAUUUAUAACGUAACCAAAAUACAUGUACUUAUGAAAUAUUAAAUUUGAAUUUCUCCGCCUCGGAUGCUACUCGAACUCGCGAUUCAGGGAUGUUAUGGGGCCUAGCCAACAUGGCAAUCGUUGGUGGAAAACUGUCAGUCCAAUACAUUUGUCAUCUUGGCUAGGCUCAGUAGGCUCUCAGCUCACAGCCAGCAGUUACAGCUCUAGUGUUAUAUGUUAUAGUUAGAUAACUAUUGUCAUUUAUUCUAGUAAGUCCCUGCAAAAUUACAAUUAGGUUUACGUAUUUGAGAUACCUACCUACAUAUAAAGUUUUUUUUAA
Molecule: messenger RNA, 2884 nt
Organism: Cydia fagiglandana
Lineage: Eukaryota; Metazoa; Arthropoda; Insecta; Lepidoptera; Tortricidae
Product: proton-coupled amino acid transporter-like protein pathetic
Exons: 9
Coding region: 109-1500 (463 amino acids)
Biological process (GO): amino acid transmembrane transport
Molecular function (GO): L-amino acid transmembrane transporter activity
Source: RefSeq, a predicted model, not a curated record